UGCAUCAUGCAGAACCUUGUGUCCGAACUUUGUAAACAGUCACACGUAAACUUUUUCGGAUGUAGUUUCACGUUCUGGGACAUGUAGACAAUGUAACAUCAACUCCAGACGUCUGGAAUGAAGAAAUGAAUGCUAUCGAGAUGGCCCGAGUUUAGAGCCCUGUCCCAUAGACUGACAGGAAGGACAGCAGAGAGAUGGAAGGUGCUUGGGACAUUGCAUUCGUGCUCUUCCAGAUGUGGCUGUCUAUAGUAGUGGGGCUGAUCAUGUUACCUGCUAUGUUUGGCAUGUCCCUGGGCUUCACAGAUAUCUACAUCAAGGUGCUGGUUAAGAUACUGGAGUGGGCGACUCUCAGGAUCCAAAGAGGACUGAAGGAACAGCCAACAAUGCCAUCACAGUCAGCCAAUGGGAUCAUAAAGAAAAGUGAUGGCUCUAUGGAGGAGGAGAUUGGAGAGCUGCGAAGAUCCCAUCCUAAAGAUCUGGUGGGGGCAGACUUUACACUGUGUGAUGCCUUCUAUUUCUGUAAGAAAGGCAUUGAGAACAUUGUUGAGGAUCAGGUGACUCAGCGCUUCACGUCGGAGGAACUGGCUUCUUGGAACCUCCUCACGCGGACCAACAACAACUUUCGUUAUAUCAGUGUGCGGCUCACCAUCAUAUGGGGCCUGGGAGUUUUUAUACGUUACUUUAUCUUGUUGCCUAUCAGGAUCACGUUGGCUGUUAUCGGAUUGAGUUGGUUGGUGAUAGGAACUACUCUUGUUGGAUUGCUUCCUAGCAGCAAUGUGAAGAACUGGCUCAGUGAUUUGGUUCAUAUUAAAUGCUACAGAAUAUGUGCCAGAGCCCUGUCUGCUACCAUCUGCUAUCAUAAUAAAGAGAAUCGGCCAAAAAAAGGAGGUAUCACUGUUGCCAACCACACCUCCCCGAUUGACGUUGUCAUUCUGGCGAAUGAUGGAUGUUAUGCUAUGGUAGGUCAAGUACAUGGAGGCCUCAUGGGGGUCAUCCAAAGGGCAAUGGUGCGGUCCUGUCCCCAUGUGUGGUUUGAGAGAUCCGAGAUGAAAGAUCGCCAUGCGGUUGCCAAAAGGAUGAAAGACCAUAUUGCUGAUAAAACUAAGCUGCCAAUCCUGAUUUUCCCAGAGGGAACUUGCAUUAAUAAUACGUCAGUCAUGAUGUUCAAGAAGGGAAGCUUUGAAAUCGGUGGAACUAUAUAUCCAGUAGCAAUCAAGUAUGACCCAAAGUUUGGAGAUGCCUUCUGGAACAGUGCCAAGUACAACAUAGUGAGCUACAUCCUCAGACUGAUGACAAGCUGGGCCAUUGUGUGCAACGUAUGGUACCUCCCACCUAUGACUCGACAGGAUGGAGAGGAUGCUGUUCACUUUGCUAACAGAGUGAAAUCAGCCAUAGCACAGCAGGCAAGUCUGGUGAAUUUGUCCUGGGAUGGAGGACUGAAGAGGGAAAAGGUGAAAGACUCAUUAAAGAAGGAGCAGCAGGAGAACUACUAA
Carassius carassius (crucian carp) is the source of this 1493-nucleotide messenger RNA. RefSeq names its product glycerol-3-phosphate acyltransferase 3-like. The record is from RefSeq and is a predicted model, not a curated record. NCBI's taxonomy places the organism in Eukaryota, Metazoa, Chordata, Actinopteri, Cypriniformes, Cyprinidae. Gene Ontology annotation, biological process: triglyceride biosynthetic process. Gene Ontology annotation, molecular function: glycerol-3-phosphate O-acyltransferase activity. Gene Ontology annotation, cellular component: endoplasmic reticulum. The coding region runs from base 195 to 1493 and encodes 432 amino acids. The transcript has 13 exons.